Pocillopora meandrina is the source of this 375-nucleotide messenger RNA. NCBI's taxonomy places the organism in Eukaryota, Metazoa, Cnidaria, Anthozoa, Scleractinia, Pocilloporidae. The record is from the annotation of a GenBank genome assembly.
AUGAAACCUAACCAAAUAAAUUCAAGGAAACGAUAUAGCGACGGGCUUACGUCUGGUUGCAAGCUCCUAAAGAAGCGCGGCAAUGACUUUUACAGCGGCAGAAGGGUAAGGAGAGGAAAACAUUUUGAAUCAAAGGAGGCGAACGACGGUCAAAAGAAGAUUUAUGGAAAUAAAACUUACUCGCCUUUCCCAACCCUGAAUCAAACUUUGGAACACUACCUCGCUCUAAUAAGACGCUUGCACUGCAUGCUAGGGGAGAGGGUAUCCCCCCGAGCUCUGCUUUGGCAUCUCGAUAUGCAGAUUGAUUUUCGAGCCAGAAUCCCUUGCAUCGAAUCAGAUCUACAUCUAGGAGUUGCAGGACCUCUGGUUUCUUGA